This is a messenger RNA of Penicillium canariense, 3831 nucleotides long. RefSeq names its product DNA-directed RNA polymerase I core subunit RPA135. Gene Ontology annotation, biological process: DNA-templated transcription. The transcript has a single exon. The record is from RefSeq and is a predicted model, not a curated record. Gene Ontology annotation, cellular component: nucleus; RNA polymerase I complex. Bases 1 to 3831 code for a protein of 1276 amino acids. Gene Ontology annotation, molecular function: ribonucleoside binding; DNA binding; DNA-directed RNA polymerase activity. Lineage: Eukaryota; Fungi; Ascomycota; Eurotiomycetes; Eurotiales; Aspergillaceae.
AUGGCUCCCGUGCCCACCGACACUCAGUGGUCGGUUGAAUUCGACACCCUGAGGCGGGAGAAUCUCUUCAAGAACCCACCCAAGGAUCAGACGGCCUAUCCGACCCUGGCGGAGUCGAUUAAGCCGCAUAUCGACUCGUUCAACCAGCUCUUCGGGGGCAGCAAGAUUCUGGAGGAGGGCCUGAAGGAUAUCGGCAUCAAGUCAUUCCUUGACGGAGAGAAUGAGACACCCGAGCAGAAGAAGACCCGGAUCGCCGAGGGUCGCCGCGCGCCUAAGCGCAACCGCCUGAACGUGCGCGUCACGGAGGUCUUCCUCGACAAGCCUACCCUUCCGCCGACCAACAAGUUCAGCCACAAGAACCGCAGCAUCUAUCCUUCUGAGUGCCGUGAGCGACAUUCCACCUACCGUGGCAAGCUCCGCGCCCGCCUCGAGUACCAGAUCAACAAUGGCGACUGGAUGGAGUCUGUGCGUGAGCUGGGCCAGGUUCCCAUCAUGAUGCGCACCAACCGCUGCCACCUCGAGAAAGCGACGCCGGAGGAUCUCGUCACACACAAGGAGGAAUCGGAGGAGCUGGGUGGUUACUUCAUUGUCAACGGUAACGAGAAACUGGUCCGCAUGUUGAUUGUUGGCAAGCGUAACUACCCCAUGUCGAUCAUUCGUGGUUCAUUCGUCAAGCGUGGUCACACCUACACCAAGUUCGGUGUGCAAAUACGAUCCGUUCGGCCGGACCAGACUUCGCAAACCAAUGUGCUGCACUACCUCUCUGAUGGCAAUGUCACCUUCCGUUUCUCGUGGCGCAAGAACGAGUUCCUCGUUCCCGUGAUGAUGAUUCUCAAGGCUCUCGUGGAGACCAAUGAUCGCGAGAUCUUCGAGACUCUCGUUGGUAGUGUUACCUCGAAGGGCAUGAAGAACACUUUCGUCACAGACCGUGUGGAGCUUUUGCUCCGAACCUACCAGGCUUACAACAAACACAGUCGCUACGACUGCCGGGCCCAUCUCGGCAAGUGCUUCCGCCCCGUGCUUGGUGUGCCUGCCGACAUGUCCGAUGAGGAUGUUGGUACUGAGUUCUUGCGCAAGGUUGUCCUGCCUCACCUGGGCAACCAAAAUGUGACCGAGACCCAGGACUACGACAAGUUCAAGAUGAUCAUCUUCAUGAUCCGCAAACUGUACGCCCUGGUUGCCGGCGACUGCGCCCCUGACAAUCCCGAUGCCGUCUCCAACCAGGAAAUUCUGCUCGGUGGUUUCUUGUACGGCAUGAUCCUCAAGGAGCGUAUCGAGGAGUGGCUGCGAUCAUUUGGUCCUAUCGCUCGCGACUGGUCCAUUCGGAAUGGCGGCGCCACCUUCUCCGACCCUUCCUUUGAGCGAGAUUUCUUGUCUAAGAUCGUCAAGCGGUCUAAUGAGAACAUUGGUAAUGCGCUCGAGUACUUCCUCUCAACCGGUAACCUCGUCAGUCCCACUGGUCUUGACUUGCAACAAACUUCCGGUUACACUGUCAUUGCCGAGAAGAUCAAUUUCUACCGUUUCAUCAGUCACUUCCGCAUGAUUCACCGUGGUAGUUUCUUUGCGCAAUUAAAGACCACAACUGUGCGUAAGCUGCUGCCUGAGAGUUGGGGUUUCCUGUGCCCGGUCCACACUCCUGAUGGUUCGCCCUGUGGUCUGCUGAAUCACUUGGCUCACAAGUGUCUGAUUGCCACGGAUAACCUGGAGGUUUCUCACCUCCCCAAGAUCCUUGUUCAGCUAGGUGUUCGUGCCGAGUCCUCCGUGGCUACCGAUGACAGCGUUGUCGUUCAACUAGACGGCCGUAUCAUCGGCUUCUGCUCGCCCAAGCAGGCUCAACAGAUUCAUGACACCCUCCGGUACUGGAAGGUCUCUGGCACAAACGACAUCCCCCGAGGUCUGGAGAUCGGUUACGUUCCCAAUACCAACGGCGGUCAGUACCCCGGUAUCUAUAUGUUCUCGCAGUCAUCAAGAAUGUACCGUCCCGUCAAGUACUUGGCCAAUGACGGACUGGACUUUGUGGGUCCGUUCGAGCAGCCGUUCAUGGAGAUUGCCUGUCUCCAGUCCGACCUGAUCGCCGGUCUAUCCACUCACAUCGAAUAUACGCCGACCAACAUCCUCUCCAUCGUGGCCAACAUGACCCCAUUCUCCGACUAUAACCAGUCGCCCCGUAACAUGUACCAGUGCCAGAUGAGCAAGCAGACCAUGGGAACACCCGGCACAUCCAUCGCCUACCGUACAGAUAACAAGUUGUACCGCCUGCAGACCGGUCAGACCCCAGUGGUUCGGCCACCGCUGUACAACGCCUACGGCUUAGACAACUUCCCCAACGGCAUGAACGCCAUCGUGGCCAUUAUCUCCUACACCGGUUACGACAUGGACGACGCCAUGAUCAUCAACAAGUCUUCGCACGAGCGCGGCUUCGGUCACGGUACCAUCUACAAGACCAAGGUGCACACCUUGUCCGAGCGCGACUCGCGCCGCAGCAAGUCCAAGCGCGAAGUCACCAAGCUGUUCGGCUUUGCGCCCGGCGACGAGGUUCGCGCCGAAGCGAAGGCCUUCAUCGACAGUGACGGCCUGCCGCACGUUGGCGUGCGCGUCAAAGAGGGCGAUAAGAUCGCCGCUUACCACAACGUGCGCUACGACGCGGCCUCCGACUCGUACGUCAAUGUUGACGGCGUUACGCACUUCCUGAAGUACAAGGAUGCCGAGGCCGGCUACAUCGAGAGCCUUCGCAUCAUGGGCUCGGAGAACGGCAACGAGCCCGCCCAGUCGAUCAGCGUCAAGUACCGCAUCCCGCGUAAGCCGAUCAUCGGUGACAAGUUUUCUUCCCGUCACGGUCAGAAGGGUGUUUGCUCGCAGCUCUGGCCCGCGGUCGACAUGCCAUUCUCGGAGAGCGGCAUGCAGCCCGAUCUGAUUAUCAACCCUCACGCUUUCCCAUCCCGUAUGUGCAACAAGAUUAACACCCCCCUCCUCUCCAUUUCUCCUUACUUACGUCGUAACAACCUGGCUAACUCAAUCCACCCAGGUAUGACAAUUGCCCAAAUGAUCGAAUCCAUGGCCGGUAAAGCUGGUGCGCUUCACGGCCACCCGCAAGAUUGCACGCCGUUCCAGUUCUCCGAAGAAAACACCGCGACCGACUACUUCGGCCACCAGCUGCGCAAGGCCGGCUACAACUACUACGGCAACGAGCCCCUAUAUAGUGGCAUCACGGGCCGCGAGUUCGCCGCCGACAUUUACAUGGGCGUCGUGUACUACCAACGUCUGCGUCACAUGGUGAACGACAAGUUCCAAGUGCGCACGACGGGUCCCGUCAAUGCCUUGACCGGCCAGCCCGUCAAGGGUCGUGCUAAGGGUGGUGGUAUCCGUGUCGGAGAGAUGGAGCGUGACUCGCUGAUUGCCCACGGUGCGGCCUUCCUCCUACAGGACCGCCUGAUGAACUGCUCCGAUGCCCAGCACGCCUGGAUCUGCCGCGACUGCGGUUCCUUCUUGUCCACCCAGGUCGCUGUCUCCGGGUCCGGCGCGUCCCGCCGUGCUGCGGUCAACCCUGGUGCGGCUGCUGCUGCCGCCAAGGCUGCGCCGAACCAGAAGCAUGGUUCUGGGGCUACGACCGUUGGCGCGCUCGGUGGUAAUGCUGGCAUUGUUCGCUGCCGUCGGUGCGCCCGCUCGGCGACCUUUAGCGACUCCCGUGCUGAGGCGUGGGAGGACGGCGAUGGGCUGCGGUUUGUCGGCGGUGACAACGUUACUGUUGUUGCUGUGCCAGGUGUGCUGCGGUUCCUGGAUGUUGAGUUGGCGGCUAUGGGUAUCCGGAUGAAGUUCUGGGUUGACAACUAG